GAUUAAAACCCAGUUAUCGGAGGCAUCAGUGGCAAGGGACGCAUGUGAGGAUCUCUCAUGCACCCACACGUCGCCUGCACCCCGCCGGAAUUAACGAGUGCUGAGUUACGUGAAUGACAGGUGAUGGCGCUGAAUUUGAAGGGGUGAACGUGAGGACGAAAACAACACCGCUAAACCACAAGGACAUCAGACCGUUUUAAAAGUGGAAGACAUAAGAACAUAAGAACGCGAUGAUGCUGUAAGACAUAAAAACGGAGUAACACGUAAGAACAUAAGAAAAGGAUAUAUUAAAAGUGCAAGACAUAAGAACAUUAGAACAUAGAGAGGUAUUAAAGGUGUAAGAACAUAAGACCACAAGAACAUUAGAAGAUAUUGAAGGUGUCAGGCAUUAGGAAAAGAAGGCAAAGAAUAAAAACAUAAGAAAACAAGAACAUAAGAAAACAGAGAAAGACAUAAGAAGGAAAAGUGAUAAACAUGAGAACGUACGUAAAAAAAAGAACGUAAGGAGAAAGACAGAAAAAAGAACACACAAGAACAGAAGAACAUAAUUAAUAAGACAAAAGAAGAGGAGGAGUGAAGCAUAAUAAUAUAGAGAAAUAACAUUAGAACGAAAGGAACUUAUGCCCUGUGCCAGCAUCUCCUCCACCCUCCUCCACCCUCCUCCACCUAUCUCCACCAUGUCACGCCAGAGUAACACGUGGAUAUGGAGGAACGUAAUCAUAGUCCUCGCUCCUGUUGUCUGCUCCCUCCUCUUUCUCAACGGGAGCUCACCGGAAGUUCGCUGCGGCUUCGUGAUGGCGGUGAUGGCCGUGUUCUGGGUGACGGAGGUGCUGCCGCUGCCCGUCACUGCCCUGGUGCCCGUGUUCGCCUUCCCGCUGCUGGGCGUGCUGGACACCGGCGCCGUGUGCAGGGUGUACCUCAAGGACUCCAAUAUGAUGUUCAUGGGCGGCCUCAUCAUGGCGGUGGCGGUGGAGCACGCUAACCUGCACGAGCGGGUGGCCCUCUUCGUCAUCCUGCAUGUUGGUCAGAGCCCCCGCCUCCUGGCCCUCGGUUUCAUGGGGGUCACCAGCUUCCUGUCAAUGUGGAUCUCCAACACCUCCACCGCGGCCAUGCUCGUUCCUAUAGUGGACGCUGUGGUGGGGGAGCUGACCAAGCUGCGGGAACUCGAGCUGACGGGCGGUAAGGAGAAGACAUACGAGGAAGAGAAAGAGGAGGAGGAAGAAGAGGAAGAGGAAAAACUAUCGCAUCACCAUGAAGAGGAAAACAGAGGAAGACACAAGAAGGGAAAGUCAUACACCAGCGUCAGGAAGGAAGAGGAAGAGGAAGAGGAGGAGGAGGUCGGGGAGACGCAGAUUACCAGAGACAAAACAAAUGAAGACAUAGAGCUUGCAGGAGGCUACCCCAUCACCCCCGUGGAGAUGAUGAAGCUGGGAAAGGAAGAAGAGGAGGAGGAGGGAAUGAAGAAACCGAACCAGGAGGAGGAAGUGGAGAUGAAGAGGAGGAUUGAGGAGGACGAGGAAAAUCGGAUAAACCACGUGAAGAAGGAGACAAACGAGAUAACGGUGGAUAUAGAGACAUUUGGAAAGGAUAAAAAUGAGGAGGAAAAGGAGAAGGAGCAGGAGGAGGAGGAGGAGGAGGAUACAAGAGCAAACCACAUGGAGGGGAAAAUAAUGAAUGAGAAGGAAAGAACCACAACCAAGAAGGAGGAAAAAGAGGAGGAGGAAGGGGAAAGAUCAAACCAGGUGGAAAUAAAAAUCAUGAAUGAAAAGAACACGGAAAGACCCACAAUGAAGGAUGACGAAGAGGAGGAAAUAAACGCAAUGAAGAGGAUGAAGGAGAGAAGAACAAGAACGAAAGAAGAGGACGAGAAGAAAAAGACAAACAACGUAGAGAUGAAACUAAUGACGAGAAUAAGGAAGAAUAAAGUGGUCCCAAUGGAGGAGGAGGUGGAGGAGGAGGUGGUGGAGGAGAGGGGGAAGCUGAAGGAGAUGCGAGGGGAGUGUCUUGCCCUACGACAUAUGCUGUUCCUCUCCGUCGCCUUCGCCGCCAACACAGGGGGCAUCGGUUCCCCCUUAGGCUGCGGCCCUAAUAUCGUGUUGAUGUCUCUGCUGGACAACACGUUUCAUAAUUCCAUGGGCCUCAACUUCGCUACCUGGCUCCAGUACAACGUGCCCGGCGUGAUCCUGUGCGCUCUGGUGGGCUGGCUCUGGUUACAAGUUCUCUACAUGUACUGUGGGAACAACCGCGUCAGGAGCUCAACGCCAGCGAGAGAGCGAGCGCUAAAACACUUCCUGGAGGGUCACUACCGCGCGCUUGGUCCGGUUAGCGCGAGGGAGGUCGUGGUGGUGGUUGCGUUCCUGGUUCUGGUAAUGCUUUGGGUGUUCAGGGACCCUGGCUUCGUCACCGGCUGGGCCACGUUCUUCAGCAAGGACGGGGAGAGAGUGAGUGUGCAAGCCGCCACGCCCGUCAUGUUGAUCAUCUUCGUCUUGUUCUGCAUCCCAACCACGAGAAAACCAGGAUGCAAGAAGCUGGAGCCGUGCCUGACAUGGGACGUGGUUCAUAAACGCACUCCCUGGGGCAUCAUCCUGCUGCUGGGGGGCGGCGUGGCCUUAGCGGAGGGGGCCAAGAAGUCGGGGCUAUCCAUGUACAUCGGGAACCAGCUGGCGGGGCUGCGGGAGGUGCCGAAGGAGGUGUUGCAGCUGGUGGUGUGUCUUCUAGCUGGCGGCAUGACGGAGGUGGCCUCGAACACGGCUACUGCGUCGGUUUUGUUACCCAUCUUGGCGAACUUGGCCAUCGCUAUCCGCAUCCACCCGCUGUACCUGUUAAUGCCUGCUGUGCCUUCCUUCAUGCAUGCCCUCUGCAGAUGCGCGCCGGGAUCGUCAUGA
Eriocheir sinensis (Chinese mitten crab) is the source of this 2885-nucleotide messenger RNA. Its product is annotated as solute carrier family 13 member 2-like. Gene Ontology annotation, cellular component: membrane. Gene Ontology annotation, biological process: citrate transport; monoatomic anion transmembrane transport. The record is from RefSeq and is a predicted model, not a curated record. Gene Ontology annotation, molecular function: succinate transmembrane transporter activity; citrate transmembrane transporter activity. Bases 621 to 2885 code for a protein of 754 amino acids. The transcript is spliced from 11 exons. Lineage: Eukaryota; Metazoa; Arthropoda; Malacostraca; Decapoda; Varunidae.